AUGUCGAAAGCGAUGGGUAUGAUGAGCGGCGUUUAUUUCGUUGGCCGCGCAGAACUUCUUGAGUGGGUUAACGAUCUCCUCAAGAUCAACUACACUAAAGUCGAAGAUAUGUCAAAUGGAGCCGCCUUUUGCCAGAUUAUCGAUGCUAUUCACCCAGGAACAGUCCAUCUUAAGAAUGUCAAGUUUGAUGCUGUUCAAGCACCAGAUAUCAUCAACAAUUACAAGGUUCUCCAGGAGGCUUUCGAUAAGAAUGGUAUCAAGCAGUACAUCGAUGUAAAUACACUCGUCAAGGGCAAGUACAUGGCUUCCCUUGAGCUCUUCCAGUGGAUCCACGGCUACUAUUCUCAGCAACAACCACCAACAGACUACGAUCCAGUCGAGAGACGUCGUAAGCUGAAGCUGAAAGAGCCAACAAGCUCCGUAACAGAAGGCAAGCCAGCUGGUAUGGCUAAGCGUAAGGAUAAGAAUACAGCAGCUGCCGCUCCAAAGCCAGGUGAAUUAAGACCAGGCGUAAUCCCAGGCCGUGGAGCUUCUGCAGCUGAGAAGCAUACAGUUGCACCAGUAAGAAAGGAGAAACCAGCUCCAGCCGCAGAGAAAGAGCCAGUUGCAAGAAAAGAAGCUAAGACAGCACUUCCAGGACCAGGAGCUGCUGCUAGCGCUGCUGCUAGCAAGGAACUUGCUGCUGCUAAGAAGAAGAUCGAAGAACUCAACGAAGAAGUUACACAGGCUAAUGAAGAGAGAGAUUUCUACUACGAUAAGCUCAGAAAGAUUGAAACUUUCUGCCAGGACAAUGAGGAUGACGAAAUGGUCAAGAAGAUCCUCGCAAUCCUCUACGAAGCAGAUGAAGAAAAAGGAUUUGUUGCCCCUAACGACGAUGAUGAGGAAGAAGAUGAAUAA
Molecule: messenger RNA, 897 nt
Organism: Trichomonas vaginalis G3
Lineage: Eukaryota; Parabasalia; Trichomonadida; Trichomonadidae
Product: microtubule binding
Exons: 1
Coding region: 1-897 (298 amino acids)
Biological process (GO): regulation of microtubule polymerization or depolymerization; spindle assembly; protein localization to microtubule plus-end
Cellular component (GO): microtubule plus-end; microtubule organizing center; spindle midzone
Molecular function (GO): microtubule plus-end binding
Source: RefSeq, a predicted model, not a curated record